This is a messenger RNA of Sorex fumeus (smoky shrew), 1469 nucleotides long. RefSeq names its product F-box protein 17 (gene FBXO17). Gene Ontology annotation, molecular function: protein binding; ubiquitin protein ligase activity. Gene Ontology annotation, cellular component: SCF ubiquitin ligase complex; cytoplasm. Gene Ontology annotation, biological process: SCF-dependent proteasomal ubiquitin-dependent protein catabolic process; glycoprotein catabolic process. The record is from RefSeq and is a predicted model, not a curated record. NCBI's taxonomy places the organism in Eukaryota, Metazoa, Chordata, Mammalia, Eulipotyphla, Soricidae. Bases 385 to 1218 code for a protein of 277 amino acids. The transcript is spliced from 7 exons.
CGGAGCAGGGGGACGGGACCUCCUCUCCGCCCACCCCCGGGCAGCUGGGCCCUCCCAGAUCCCGCCGGAUCUCGGAGCCGCGCGCCCCCCGGUGGCGCAGGACAUCAGCCACUACCCGCGGGAGAGGACCGGCCACCCGGACGGCGCUGACGGGGCUCCCUGGGCGGGGCCGAUCCCGGGGAGCCCCCCCUCCUCCCGCCCAGCCCCCCAAAGGACGGUGGGCAACCGGGAUCCCAGCCCGCUGCCAGGUCCUGCUUCUCAGUGAAGUAUUGCUGCCCUUGGUGGUGAGGGGUCUCCCAGCUCCGGAAAGCCCAGGGUGCCUGUGGCCGGCACAUUCCUCAGGAAAGUGCUCCGGGAAUUGCUCUCUGGGCGUCGAGGCUCGAGAUGGGCGCCCGGCCCUCGAGGCGGCUGCCCGCCGAGCCAGCCUUGGCCUUGGACGAGCUGCCCCCGGAGCUGCUGGUGCAAGUGCUGAGCUACGUGCCGCCGCGAGCCCUGGUGAUGUGCUGCCGUGCCGUGUGCCGCACCUGGCGCGACGUGGUGGACGGGCCCACCGUGUGGCUGCUGCAGCUGGCCCGCGACCGCAGCGCCCAGGGCCGUGCCCUCUACGCGGCCGCCCAGCGCUGCCCGCCGGCCCGCGACGAGGAGGACGAGUUCCCGCUCUGCGCCCUGGCGCGCUACUGUUUGCGCGCGCCCCUGGGCCGCAACCUCAUCUUCAACUCCUGCGGAGAGCAGGGCUUCAGAGGCUGGGAGGUGGAGCACGGCGGGAAUGGCUGGGCGGUGGAAAAGAACCUAAUCCUGGUGCCUGGGGCUCCUUCCCAGACCUGCUUUGUGACUUCUUUCGAAUGGUGUUUCAAGAGGCAGCUGGUGGACUUGGUAAUGGAGGGCGUGUGGCAGGAGCUGCUAGACAGUGCCCAGAUCGAGAUCUGUGUGGCUGACUGGUGGGGUGCCCGAGAGAACUGCGGCUGCAUCUACCGGCUCCGGGUCCGCCUCCUGGACGAGUAUGAGAAUGAAGUGGUCAAGUUCUCGGCUUCCCCCAACCCGGUCCUUCAGUGGACUGAGAGAGGCUGCCGCCAGGUCUCCCACGUGUUCUCCAACUUCGGCAAGGGCAUCCGCUAUGUGUCCUUUGAGCAGUAUGGGCGAGACACACGGUCCUGGGCAGGACACUACGGUGCGCUGGUCACUCACUCCAGUGUGCGAGUCAGGCUGCGCCUGUCCUAGCCGCUCUCCCGCCGCUACCACCACCACCACCACUACCACCGCAGGCAGGAACCGAAGGAUGCCCAGGGGCAGUGGGGGCAUGUGCGUGCCAAGUGGCCUGGCCUUGGCACAGCGCCCAUGAACCCCACUUGCUGCUGCUUCAGCAGGUCGGUCUCUGUGUCCUGAGACAAAUCAGGGACUCAGCUGUUCCCAGCUUCCUUGGCCUCCGGCUGGGAUGGCAGGUGUUAAGAACUCAACGCCCGGAUGGGCCU